Molecule: messenger RNA, 2597 nt
Organism: Cephus cinctus (wheat stem sawfly)
Lineage: Eukaryota; Metazoa; Arthropoda; Insecta; Hymenoptera; Cephidae
Exons: 3
Coding region: 1105-1983 (292 amino acids)
Source: RefSeq, a predicted model, not a curated record
GGAGAUGAACUAGAUUCUGUUAAGGCACUUCUGUCUCUUCCGGAGCCUCGUGCCCCAUCACAAUUCUCUCACGUCGAGAUACUUACUUGAAGUUGGGUAGGAGCGAUCGGCACGAUCGGCACGAUCGGCGCGAUUGGCAGGAAGGGCCUCCGAUCUCGAAACUACAUGCCAGAACUAAUCCAAUCAGUUAAUUCGAUUUCAGGAGCUACGAUGCUCCCUGAUGCGCUACAAUCAGCGACACGUCGCGCACGCAUCGGGCGACGUCAACGCGCCACGUCGGGCAAUUUGCGUACCAUUGUACAUACAUUGUCGCACGUACCGAAAGGAUGAAUAAUAGACUCCUGCGGGUUAAGAGAUUCGAGAGCGCAUCUCAGAGGUGGGUGGGCGGUGAGAGUGAUGUCGGCAGAGAGUGAAUGACUGGGAUUCGAGAAAUGGAUAAGUGGAGUGCGGAGAAGUAUAUGGGAGCGGGUGGGGGGAUGGCGAGAGGAUCAACUCUCGAGGCGGAACGAUUAAUCCGAAUCGGCAGAGUGAAGAGACGUUCACCGUGGCUGCGCUCCAGUAAAACGAACGCAGAAGAACGUAGUUUCUAGUACGGCAUAGCCGAUUGGACUAGAGUCCGUUGGCCGUGAAAAAUAUAACGCCAAAGGGAAAGGACGAGAUGACAAUAGACUGACCGUCCGAAAGAGUCUAGCAUGACACUGGCCUCCUAUUAUAAUUGAGGUCCGUAACGCUCUAAAACCUUCAAAAUAAGAAUUGAACGAAUAAAGUCCGAUCGAACGAAAAACAUUCGGCUUGCUUACUCCGCAGCACUAGGACUCUAGAGAGUACGUAGACUCGGGCGUUGCUUUUUUCGUGGUACAAUCUCCAAGGAUUACGUAUAUAAAUGGAAUCUGCUGGCAGUUCGCUCAACAUUCAGACUUCCGCCGUAGGUCUCGCAAGUACGGUCCUUCGAUCGGUCCUACCUUUCUGUCGCGGAGCCAUUUUCCUUCGAAUCGCAUCCGUAACGUAAGUUCGCCAGCUUCGAUUGACUCUCGCUCGGAUCGGCGUCUGGUUGAUUCGUGAGGCACGUGGACAACAGAGAGAAAUUGGCACGCAGCAAAAGAAAUGAGAUUGGGAGUAUCGCGUCGGACCAAGAUGCCGCGUCGGCGUCUGACUUUGAUAGGGCCGGGAGGGCCGGGAAGUUUAAUCGCGAUCGCCUUGACGCUGCUCUCCUUGUCUGUUUCGGCGAGCUCUUCGUCGAGCGAGCAAAGCAGUGCUACCCUCUGGGCUGGACUAGGAGGUUCCUGUUCCGCCGAGGACCCGCGAAAUUCUUCAGUCUCGUGCCACGGCGUCAGGAUCGUUCGGAGAGUCGUUCAGCAGUUGCUCGAUAAGUCUGGGAGCUUGCCAAGUCUCGAGCUGUCGGACGGAGUGACUCUGGUCGAGACGCCGGGAGCCGCCGAACGUUCCGUGAACGGCGGGAGCGCUCGAUCGGCCAGGCGGAUGAAGACCGGCCAGGAUGGGCCGAUGGGUCAGCUCUUCGAGUUCCUCGAGGAUCGGGAGCUGCGAGUCAAGCUUCCAAGUCUCCUGCCGGAUAAUCUCGAAUUAGCCCUUAAGGAGAGCUUACCGUCCGCUGGGCAAGGGCGCAAGGGCGGCGGCGGCGGCGGCGGCCUAGGCGGCGGUAAAAAAGGCGACGGCGGCAUGCUGCUGAUGGCUCUGAUGAUGGGUAAGAUGAUGUCGGCCCUCGGAUUCGGCGCCCUUGGUCUGCUGGCCAUGAAGGCCCUGAUGGUUUCCGCUCUGGCCCUCAUGCUAUCUCUCAUCGUGGCAGCAAAGAAACUUGCGGGCGGGCACGACGACGGAGGCGGACACCACGUCGUGUACGCUCAAGAAGUUGGGCAUCAUCACCGUAAGAGAAGCGUCUCGUCGGAGAACUUUUCCGCGGAUUACCUUAACCUUAACUUGCCCUACCGGGGAUAUGCGGAACUCUAUGCAACAAGGAGCUUGUGAUUGCGCGACGACCCCGCACCUUCACCAGUCACGACGAGCUUACGUGACACGUGCAACGCGCAACGCGCAACGCGCAACGGGCCGUAAGCUACGAGCAACGAGAAACGCCUGGCAGAGUGACAUUGUGACGAGGGCCGUGUGAUAAUGCCUUGAGGCGGUAUGAUGACGAUGACCGUGAUAGUGGUGGUGACAGUGACAGUGACAGUGACAGUGACCCUGACAGUGAUGCCAACAGCGACAGUGACAGUGACGAUAGCGCAACGACAACGACUUCGGUAGAGGCGUCGCAACUACAAUUAUGUUUGUGACUGUGAUGAUGACUUUAGGAGUGACAGUGACCGUGACUCGAAGAGUGAUUAUGACUGCGACGGGAGUGCAAUAUGGGAUUGGGCACGGUGCGACGCGGAAUGUCAGCGAGGACGACCAUGAACACGACCGUGACCGCGAUAAUGCAUGAAUGAAUAAACGUUCGCUCGUUGUGAAUUGCUUGUGAAUCUCGAGGCGCGUCCUCUUCGAUAUUAACGCGCACCAAUCUAUCUCAUCCAUCCAACGAGGAUACGAUCCGCCCUCUGGGAAACUUCCACCUUGCUUUUACAAUCUGACAGCUACCUCUU